Molecule: messenger RNA, 1620 nt
Organism: Cryptomeria japonica (Japanese cedar)
Lineage: Eukaryota; Viridiplantae; Streptophyta; Pinopsida; Cupressales; Cupressaceae
Product: L-gulonolactone oxidase 5-like
Exons: 3
Coding region: 1-1620 (539 amino acids)
Cellular component (GO): membrane
Molecular function (GO): FAD binding; D-arabinono-1,4-lactone oxidase activity
Source: RefSeq, a predicted model, not a curated record
AUGAUGAUCCGCACUCUGAGCAUUUUCCUUUUGUUUAUCUUCAAUUUCCCGCCAGUGUUCUGCACAGAAGCAAAAGUUAAAGCGUGCCUGCCUCCUCCAUCCCUGCAAUGCACAAGCAAUGGAUGCGAAAUCUUCAAUUACCAGGGCAAAUGGGAGGACCGAUCGAUUUGCAAGGCGACGAGCGUUGCAUGGCCCACUUCAGAGCCCCAACUCCUCCGUGCUGUUGCCCACGCUGUUCACAACAACCACACGAUCAGAGUGGUGAGCAGACAUUCUCACAGCCUCUCAAUGCUCGUCUGCGUUGAGAGAGAUGGGCUCAUCAUUUCAACCCAAAAUUAUGACUCCGUCAUUGAAGUGAAUAGAAAGGCCAUGACAAUCACUGUACAAGCCGGAACGAUGAUGAGUGACGUGAUUGAAGCAGCUGCAAAGCAUGGCCUCUCUCUGCCUGCCAUGACUUACAUCAGCACAGUUUCUGCAGCCGGCGUUGUUUCCACCGGAGCCCACGGCAGCAGUUUCGCCGGGAAAGGCAGCGGAGUUUAUGAAUAUGUGGUGGGAAUGAGAAUCGUGGUGCCAGCGUCUCCUUCCGAGGGCUGUGCAAAGAUCAUAACUUUAACAGAAGCAGAUGAAGAUCUCAAGGCCGCGAAAUUGGCUCUGGGAACGCUGGGAGCAAUUUCAGAGAUAACAUUCGCCUUGCAGCCCAUGUUUAAACGAUCGGUUUCCGUCUCAGUGAGAGAUGAUUACGAUCUAGAAAAGGAAGCGGAAAGUUUCCUCAGAGCUCACACAUUUGCCGACAUAAAUUGGCUUCCUUCACACCGGAAGGCGGUUUUUGUUGCCAACGAUCGCGUUUCAAUUGAUGUUGCAGGAGACGGCAGCAACUCAAUCGUUGGCGCUCCCAUCAAAGUCGCUGAUAUUGAAACAUGGGUUUAUUUAUUCGAUUCACUCCAAGCAGAAGCAGACGUGCCUGCAAUUUGCAACAUUAUUGGAAACCAAACAAUUCAAGCUGCGGCAAAUGGCAUCGGGUUUUUGAAUGACGGAGAAAAUUUUACAGGUUACCCAGUGGUAGGUUUCAAUCAUCGCAUGCAGACAUCUGAAGCCGUGAAGAAUGUAAAGAAAAUAAGAGAUUUGAAUCCCCAAAGGAUGUGUGACGAAACUAUAAUAUCUAUGAGGUCUAUUAAGAAGUCGGAGGUGUACCUGGGACCGGCUGAGGAUCAGGUGACGAUGGAGCUCAUAACUUAUCGACCAAGGAAAGCGGGUACGCCCAAGUGGAAUAAGGAUGUGUAUCAAGAGAUAGAGCAGAUGUUGAUCGAGAAAUAUGGAGGAACGCUGCACUGGGGAAAGUCUGGAGGUCACUUGUUUGGAGGUUUAGCCAAACGGACGGUGAACUUGGAAGGAUUUUUGAAGGUGAAGGAGAGGUUUGAUCCGGAGGGACUGUUUUCUAAUGAUUGGACGGAUGGUUUGUUUGGAAUAGGAGGGAAAGGUGUGGAGGAGUUGAGAGAUGGAUGUGCACUGGAUAAGAUGUGUAAAUGUAGAGAGGAUAGACAUUGUGCUCCAGACAAAGGGUUUCUCUGCAAGUCAGGGAGUGUAUGGGAGUAUGCUCGCGUUUGUAAAAGCAUCAAAUAA